CCUGCCCCCUCGCAGACCCCGCCGGGACCCGUCGCGGGGGCGGCCUGCGACCCCACCAAGGACGACAAGGGCUACUUCCGUCGGCUGAAGUACCUGAUGGAGCGGCGCUUUCCGUGUGGCGUGUGCCAAAAGUCCUUCAAGCAGUCCUCACACCUGGUCCAGCACAUGCUGGUGCACUCGGGGGAGAGGCCCUACGAGUGCGGCGUCUGUGGCCGCACCUACAACCACGUCUCCAGCCUCAUCCGCCACCGCCGCUGCCACAAGGACGCUCCGCCCGCCGCUGGGGCCCCACCACAACCAGGUGCGACCCUCCCGCCGUUGGGACUGCCUGCUGCUCCCCCUGCUGCCGGUGCCCCCACCUCGGUCCCUGCUGGCCCUCCGUCCACGCCGGCCGCCCCCGCUGCCUCUGUGGACGGAAAUGCAGCCCCGGGUGGGGGUGCACCACCAGCAAGUGUGGGGGCUCCCCCUCCAGCUGCAGGUAGCGGCGAGGGCCCCUUCGCCUGUCCACUCUGCUGGAAGGUCUUCAAGAAGCCCAGCCACCUGCACCAGCACCAGAUCAUCCACACGGGAGAGAAGCCCUUCUCCUGCUCCGUGUGCAGCAAGAGCUUCAACCGCAGGGAGAGCCUCAAGCGCCACGUGAAGACGCACUCUGCUGACCUGCUUCGCCUACCCUGCGGGGUCUGCGGCAAGGCCUUUCGUGACGCCGCCUACCUGCUCAAGCAUCAGGCGGCGCACGCGGGCGCAGCAGGGCCCCGGCCCAUGUACCCCUGCGACCUGUGCGGCAAGUCCUAUUCGGCACCACAGAGUCUGCUCCGCCACAAGGCCGCGCACGCACCGCCCGCAGCCCCUGAUGCACCUAAGGAUGCCGCAGCUACUGUUUCGCAGCCCGCGCCUGCCUUUCCUCCGGGUCCCUACCUACUGCCACCCGACGCCCCCGCCACGGACAGUGAGAAGGCAGCCGCAGCCGCAGCGGCCGUGGUGUAUGGGGCCGUGCCAAUGCCGCUGCUGGGCGCGCACCCUCUGCUGCUUGGCACAGGGACCAGUGGGGCAGGUAGCACGGGUGCCAGCGGCCCCGGAAAGACAUUUUGCUGUGGCAUCUGUGGGCGUGGCUUUGGGCGCCGCGAGACGCUGAAGCGCCACGAGCGUAUCCACACUGGCGAGAAGCCACACCAGUGCCCGGUGUGCGGGAAGCGCUUCCGUGAGUCCUUCCACCUGAGCAAGCACCACGUGGUGCACACCCGGGAGCGCCCCUACAAGUGCGAGCUCUGCGGCAAGGUCUUUGGCUACCCACAGAGCCUGACGCGCCACCGCCAAGUACACCGGCUGCAGCUGCCCUGUGCCCUGGCCGGAGCCACCGGCCUCCCAACAACCCAGGGCGCGCCAGGGGCCUGUGGUCCGGGCUCCUCGACUGGGGCCGCAGGGGCUGCAGAGGGCCUGAGCUACGCCUGCUCGGACUGCGGCGAGCACUUCCCGGAUCUCUUCCAUGUCAUGAGCCACAAAGAGGCCCACAUGACGGAGAAGCCCUAUGGUUGCGAUGCCUGUGGCAAGACCUUCGGCUUCAUUGAGAACCUCAUGUGGCACAAACUGGUCCACCAGGCUGCCCCGGAGCGCUUGCUCCCGCCCGCACCCAAUGGCCAGCAGCCCCCGGAUGGCUCUGGUGGCGCGGUGGAGGCGGCUAGCAUGCUGGACAACGGACUGGCAGGGGAGGUGGGGGCAGCCGUAGCGGCGCUGGCAGGGGUGUCCGGGGGCGAUGAUACCAACAGCACUGCAGGAGCUGGGGGCAGUGGAGGCGCCAGCUCAGGCCCCGAGCGCUUCAGCUGUGCCACUUGCGGCCAGAGCUUCAAGCACUUCCUGGGCCUGGUCACUCACAAGUACGUGCACCUGGUGCGGCGGACCCUGGGCUGCGGCCUCUGUGGCCAGAGCUUCGCGGGCGCCUAUGACCUGCUCCUGCACCGGCGCAGCCACCGGCAGAAGCGGGGCUUCCGCUGCCCUGUGUGUGGCAAGCGCUUCUGGGAGGCGGCCCUGCUGAUGCGCCACCAGCGCUGCCACACGGAGCAGCGGCCCUACCGGUGUGGCGUGUGUGGCCGAGGCUUCCUGCGCUCCUGGUACUUGCGGCAGCACCGAGUGGUGCACACGGGCGAGCGGGCCUUCAAAUGUGGCGUGUGCGCCAAGCGCUUCGCGCAGUCGUCCAGCCUGGCGGAGCACCGGCGGCUGCACGCAGUGGCCCGGCCCCAGCGCUGCGGAGCCUGCGGAAAGACCUUCCGCUACCGCUCCAACCUGCUGGAGCACCAGCGGCUGCACCUGGGCGAGCGGGCCUACCGUUGCGAGCACUGUGGUAAGGGCUUCUUCUACCUGAGCUCUGUGCUGCGCCACCAGCGUGCCCACGAGCCGCCGCGGCCCGAGCUCCGCUGCCCCGCCUGCCUCAAGGCCUUCAAGGAUCCCGGCUAUUUCCGCAAGCACCUGGCGGCCCACCAGGGUGGCCGGCCCUUCCGCUGCUCCUCGUGCGGGGAGGGUUUCUCCAACACCUACGGCCUCAAAAAGCACCGCCUGGCACAUAAGGCCGAGGGCCUUGCGGGGCCUGGAGCAGGGGCUGGCACCUUGGCAGGAAAGGAGGCCUAACCAGGGAGGCUUCCCAUAUGGCACUCCACUCAGAUGUCCCCUUCCGGACUCGCCCCUCCUGGGCUGCAAGUCAGACUCUGCCCCCUCCUUGCUGUUUUCCCCUCCACCCCUUGACAGACUAGCCUCCUUCCAGGCCUGUGCUGUACAAACUCAAGGCUGAAUCACUCCCAACCUGGACCCCUCUGGCCAUCCUUUCAUCCCAUCCAACCUUGAACCUGAUCCUCCGUGCAACCAGUUUUGUAAACCCCGUCAGCCCCUACCCCAGCAGCGUUCUGUCCCCCGUAAGCUUCGGUGGAGAUGGGCAUGAACUGCCCUUCCCUUCCUUUGGUUUCCAGCUGGACAGUGGGAUAUGAGCAGAGUUGGGAGGGCACAAAGGGGCCUGGGUGCUCUUGGAUUGUGGGGUGGGGGGCGGGGUGGCAGACGCGGCUUGUACAGAGCGGAGAUAAUAAACCUCAUCACCAGG
Miniopterus natalensis is the source of this 3082-nucleotide messenger RNA. It is a transcript of the gene ZNF865, whose product is annotated as zinc finger protein 865. Lineage: Eukaryota; Metazoa; Chordata; Mammalia; Chiroptera; Miniopteridae. The record is from RefSeq and is a predicted model, not a curated record.